AUGAAGAGAGGAGUUGUCGCCAUCGUUGGCGGCAUCGCGGCAGUGGCACAAGUCGCCGAGGCAGCGUACGUCUGGCCUUCCAAGUACGACGAGAUCGAAGACAUACUCUCAUUGCAAACGGGAUAUCGCAGUAGAGGCUUCGUCGAAGGCGUGACUCCAUGCUCCUUUGGUGGCAACAUCGCCGGCCGCCAGUUCGCUGCAGAAUGGAUUCGCACGGCCUUCCAUGACGUUGCGACGACCGACGCGGCCGCCGGCGCGGGCGGCCUUGACGGCUCCAUCUGGUUCGAGCUUGACCGCACCGAGAACGGCGGCGCCGCCUUCAACAACACCUUCAGCUUCUUCAGCAACCUCUACUCGGUCCGGGCCUCGGCUUCGGAUCUGCUGGCCAUGAGCGUCGUCGUCGCCAACGCGGGUUGUGGUGGCGCGCGAAUGCCGUUCCGCGCGGGGCGCAUUGAUGCCGUCGAGGCCGGUCCCGCGGGCGUGCCGGAACCGGAUACGCCGAUGGACACGACGCGGAGCACGUUCGCCAAGGCCGGCUUCAGCGAAAGCGAGAUGAUUGCCCUGGUGGCGUGCGGCCAUACGCUCGGCGGCGUGCACAGCAGGAACAACCCGCACAUCACGGGGCUCGACCCGACGCCGGAUACGGUAACCAAGUUCGACAGCACCUUUGACGACUUUGACAACAAGAUCGCGACGGAGUACCUAAAGGGCAACACGUCGAACCCGCUGGUUGUCGGAAAGAACGAGACGCUCAACUCGGACAAGCGCAUCUUUGCGUCGGACGGCAACAAGACGAUCCAGGACCUUGGGUGCACCAAGAACGGCUUCAAGACGGCAUGCGCCGACGUCUUCACGCGCAUGAUCGACACGGUGCCCUCGGCGGUGCAGCUGACGGAGCCCAUUGAGGCCGUCGACAUCAAGCCCUACGUCGGGUUGUCGCUGGGCGAGAACGGGAGCAUUGCAUUCAGUGGCCGGGUCCGCGUCAGGACGACUGAAGACACCGGGCGUGACGUGAGCGACUUGACGGUCCACCUGAGCUUCGCGGACCGCAACGGCGAGGGCACCGUCACGGUGCCGACGACGCUCGACGAGGGGGGCGUGACGUACGGCCUAUGGGGCGAGACGUUCGUCUGGUAUCAGUUUGAGACGGUCAUUCCGGCCGCGAGCGGCAUCAGCAAGUUUGUCGUCCACCUGACGAACCCCUCCACCAACGCAACGGCGGUGUACAGGAACGGCGGUGGCAGCGGGUACCCGCUGGACGACGCGCUGCUGUACCAGGCGUCCGCGUCGUGCGUCGACCGGACGAGCGUGAACAACGAGCGCACCUUCACCGUCACGGCCGCGGUGCGGGAGGACCGCGCCGCGGACCCUGUGAAGAUGGAGCUCGUGCGUCUAGUGAGGCGGCAGGGCAUCAUUCAUCGGCAGCUCGUGGUCGAGACCGUUGAUCUGGCGGCGACGGCGGACGAGGGGGAGAGCGGGUACGUCACCUUCCAGGGGCAGAUACAGCUUCCGACGAACGGGUGGAGCACGAGCUUCGAUCUCGUUCUGGGAGGGGGCGAGAAGGAGGUCAGACUCGACUUCUUGAAGACGCAAACGUGUCCGCGCUUGAAAGUGAUAGCCUUCCAACCAGUCCCCGAACUCCUGGGAGGUCGCGCUGCGCUUGGCGAUGCUGGCGAGGAGGCUGAGAGGUUCCCGGAUGCCUCCAUAGACGGACGGCGACUCCGGCUGCGGGUGUACGAAGACUAUGAAGACGCCACACAAAUCGUCGUUACUUGUGCCAUGCCGUUCAAGGUUUAA
Colletotrichum higginsianum IMI 349063 is the source of this 1797-nucleotide messenger RNA. RefSeq names its product WSC domain-containing protein. Gene Ontology annotation, biological process: response to reactive oxygen species; cellular response to oxidative stress; hydrogen peroxide catabolic process. Lineage: Eukaryota; Fungi; Ascomycota; Sordariomycetes; Glomerellales; Glomerellaceae. The record is from RefSeq and is a predicted model, not a curated record. Gene Ontology annotation, molecular function: peroxidase activity; heme binding. The transcript has 3 exons. The coding region runs from base 1 to 1797 and encodes 598 amino acids.